AUAUAUUAAAUUAUGCAAACUUUGGUUUUGGUUUUGGUACCAAAGAAACCAAAUUUGGGUUUUCAGUUGUUAUUGACGUGCAGUGCAUGGAGCUGCAACUGGGACUCGCUCUUCCACCUCCUCCUUUAAUUCCCAUCGAAACCUUCGACCUAAACAGCUAUGGUAAUUACGAGACUAGAGAGGCUUUGGGUUCCAAUGCUUUGAGUUGGCCUCUGCUAAAACUAGGACCAGCUGACAAUGACAUUAACAACAUCCACCACCACAACAGCAGCAGCAGUAGCUCUCGCGGCGGCGGAGCUGGCUGCAAAAAUCGCAGCUUUGAUGAAGCACCAUUCUUCGAUGAGAAGAGAAAUGUUCCCAAAACGCUGCAUCUUUUGCUUUGGACUAACCAACCAAAUGAUGAAGACGACGACCCUAGCAAUGUCCUCCACGAAAAUUCUUCUUCUGCCAUUUUCAAGAAUGGUGGAGAGGGUUUAGUGGGGUGGCCGCCGGUGAAAACCUGGAGGAAGAAGGUACAUCACCAAAUUCCCAACGGCGGAGCUGAAAACAAUCGCUUGCUGGCGGUAGAGAAUGGCAUUGGUGGUAGGGCUUCAAAAUCCACGUACGUGAAAGUAAAAAUGGAAGGAGUUCCAAUUGCUAGGAAAAUUGACCUUAGCGUCCACCAUUCCUUUGAAGGGCUUACGAACACCUUGAUGAGAAUGUUCGGCAUAUCCGAUGGCAAUCGAAAGAUCUUUAAACUCACAUAUCAAGACAGAGAAGGAGACUGGUUACUUGCAGAAGAUGUUCCAUGGAGGACCUUCAUUCGUUCCUUGAAAUGCCUGAAAUUAAUAAGAAGCAGAGGCUAGGGAGUGUCUUUAUCAUCAUGUUUUCAUCAUGAACAAUCCUGGACGUGGCCAUUUUUUUUUUAGUUUGCUUGAAUUUAGAAUCAGUCUAUGAAAUAUAUAGUAAUUUAACUCUUUUUUAAUCUUAAACAACAAUCAAGUAAAGUCUAUGAAUCAGCUUGAGCCGCCUUUUUUUGUUUAAAAGUUCAAGCACUUGAUUGACCACCAUGGUUAGUCAGGCUACUAUUUAAGAGCAAUAAGCUUUGAACGCUCUGCUUCAGUUA
Molecule: messenger RNA, 1105 nt
Organism: Gossypium raimondii (Peruvian cotton)
Lineage: Eukaryota; Viridiplantae; Streptophyta; Magnoliopsida; Malvales; Malvaceae
Product: auxin-responsive protein IAA9
Exons: 4
Coding region: 87-845 (252 amino acids)
Biological process (GO): regulation of DNA-templated transcription
Cellular component (GO): nucleus
Molecular function (GO): protein binding
Source: RefSeq, a predicted model, not a curated record